UUCAGGAAACCUCAACACCAUAAAGAUGCCAAUCAGUGCUCCCGAUAUAAGGACGAUGCCAGCCUCCGGGCCCGGUACACAAUCUAAUGGUCUGGCUACUCCUGCAGGAAGUCACCCAGACUACGAGCCCAACAUCCCUGAGCCCACAUGCAGAGCUGAUCUUCUGAAAUACUGGAUUAACAUUUCCCUGGAUGACAAGACAGCCAAUAAAUCUCUGUGGAUCACAGAGGAUGGAUCCAAGGCGUCACGCAUCACCGAUGAUAUCACAUGUCCCGUCCUGGAAACGCCAGAAAGAUAUGAGCAUGCCCCCCAGGUUCUUUGCAAAGAAGGCAUCUCGGGCUUCCGAGCUUACUGGGAGGUGAACAGCUCAGGAUGGGUGUUCGCCGGAGUCGCCUAUGAACGGGCUGGGAGGAGGGCAUGCGACGGACAGUGUGGGCUGGGAGAAAAUGAACAGUCCUGGGGUAUUGGGUGGGGUGGAUCCCACUACCAGCUGUGGUUCAAUGGCAUCAAUACAGACAUCUGGAAUAUUCCCCAGUACACCACAUUCGGGGUCUACCUUGACCAUCCGGCUGGCGUACUCAAUUUUUACGGAGUAGAAAAAACAGAAGAGGGAGAGAAGGAGAUCCGCUUGCUUCGGAGGAUUAAGAGCUGCUUCAAGGGGAGCAUGUUGCCAGGUUUCUGGGUGGGAGAAAAGUCCUCAUGUUUAAUAGUUAAAAUAGAGGAGUAAAGUACAUUGUGUGUGAUUUCCAUGAAUACGUCAUUUACAAUUCAUGUCUAAAACUUGAGAUAUGCCUGCAUGUUUCUGCAAUGCACAUUUUGGGAUAAUGUUAGACAAACUAUUCGAAAUAGAAAUAUCUGUAUCAAGAAACACAUUUAUCAUCAAGAAGCUGCUAUUUGUUUAAGUGUUUGUGGAUCAUUAACGUGUUCAAUUUGUCAACACCCGGCUGUUUUUUAAUAGAAUAAACACACUGAAUAUUUAAAAAAAGAAGUGUGAAUUGUUGUGCCAUUCUCCAUUAAACAGUGGAGAUGGUAAGAGACAUCAGGUCAGAUGUGAACUUACUGACUGUCAUAUUAUUUUAAAUGAGUGUGUUGAACAUUAAUUUGUACCUAUCUUUUUUCA
Molecule: messenger RNA, 1120 nt
Organism: Pseudoliparis swirei
Lineage: Eukaryota; Metazoa; Chordata; Actinopteri; Perciformes; Liparidae
Product: stonustoxin subunit beta-like
Exons: 5
Coding region: 26-727 (233 amino acids)
Source: RefSeq, a predicted model, not a curated record